UUCGGAAGCCAAGGUUCCAUCUUCCCUCGUCGGCGAGUUAUCCAUAAGGGCGAAGCCACGCCUGUUAUGGGGCGUUGCCACCCAAGACCCCGCCUCUCGCUCUUGCAGAGGCCAGUCCUCCAGACGCGUCCUUUCCCCUGCCCAAGAGGGGUGGGGAGGGGGGAUCACCAUGGGCAGCAAGAUGGCGGCUGCCAGUCGGGUCGUUCAGGUAGUCAAGCCACAUAUGCCCUUAAUUAAGUUUCCAGACAGAAAAAGUACUCCCAAACCUACAAUGCAGGAGCCUCUACAGUCAAGAGUGCCUCCACUCCAUCCUUCCACUUCACAACUGUCUGUAGGGGCUGGGCCACCAUCCAGUCAACGUAUUUCAUCCACUAGUAGAGUACAAGGCACACCAGACACUUCAGAAUUAGUAAGAACUUUACCUCAGAAAUACCGGAGGAAACCAAUGUCAGUUGAAGAGAUGGAGUACAUCCAACGUGGAGGUCCAGAGUAACACAGAAGAUGGUGAUGUUAGCUACUGCUCAACAGCAAAUUAUUGUAUUCACAAUAAAGGCCUUCUUCUCUGAAUGUUAUAAUUGUCAAUAGACAAAUCGCUUUAUUAAAGGCCAAGCACAAGGAAUGAGAAGGUAAAUGCUUCAGAAAAUGGCUGUGUCUCAGAAUAGAAGACAAUUCUGUUGAAGUAACUAUUUGACUUCACUUUAUAUAAAUUACACUAUUAAAUUUUUUUUCAUUCUACA
Hemicordylus capensis (graceful crag lizard) is the source of this 737-nucleotide messenger RNA. It is a transcript of the gene KGD4, whose product is annotated as mitochondrial ribosomal protein S36. Lineage: Eukaryota; Metazoa; Chordata; Lepidosauria; Squamata; Cordylidae. Bases 170 to 493 code for a protein of 107 amino acids. Gene Ontology annotation, biological process: 2-oxoglutarate metabolic process. The record is from RefSeq and is a predicted model, not a curated record. The transcript has 4 exons.